AUGCAAAUAUCAUCUUCUCCGUCGGGUCUCCCAGUGAUGAUUCAAGGCUUAGAUCUUACCACUCUCAAAUCGUUGCUCUAUGAUUCCUCUUCAAAAUUUCCAAUCAAGCCUCUGAAUGCUCGCUAUUCUCAAUUCAGAAUUGAGAAAGUGGCGUCAUCACCACAACAUGCAGAUGAUGCAUCUCCAAAAAAAGAAAUUAUUCAUAAUUGCGAUGAUGGUAUUAAUGAACCAGAUCAACAACAAUCAUUUGUAGUAUAUUUACAUAACGAAAAGCAAGUAGAUACACUGGUGAGAAAAAUUGAAGCCAACCAUCACGUACGAUCUGUUGAUUCAAGUUCUUCUUCACGACGGUCCGAUCGGACACAACCACCUUCUCCUCAAUUACAAGUUACGUCCAAACAACAAAUAUACCUUAAACGAUUAUAUAAGGAGGAACAAACACCUGUGCUAAAACGAAAAUCAAAUUCAUUGCUUACCUAUCAUAAUUAUGAUGCCCUAACAGCCAAAUUAACUGACCUUCAUCAACAAUACAAGAACAUGACUAGCCUCUUCUCCAUUGGAAAAUCAGUGGAACAGCGAGACCUGUGGGUCUUUAAAUUAUUUUCAAACACUACCAUCGGAACACCUGAUCAAGCAGCCAAGUUAGGAUAUCAAAAGCCUAAAUUCAAGUACAUUGCCAACAUGCAUGGAGAUGAAACAGUUGGAAGAGAAUUGUUGUUAUAUUUGGCUGAGUAUUUAUUGGCCAUGUAUCAACAAGGAGACGAUCGAACACGAAAGUUAUUAGAUUUUAUGGACAUUUAUCUCAUGCCAUCCAUGAAUCCUGAUGGCUUUGAAAAUGAUGAUCGAUACAAUGCGAAUGGAAUUGAUUUAAAUCGAGAUUUUCCAGACCAAUUUGUAGCUAGCUCACUCUCAAAAACCUAUCAACCAGAAACCAAGUCUGUUAUGGAUUGGCUUUCAAAAGAGAAAUUUGUUCUUUCCGUGAAUUUUCAUGGAGGUGCUGUUGUUGCAAGUUAUCCUUAUGAUUCUGUUUCUCCAACUGUUUCUAAUGCUGAAUCUGCUUACUACAGUGCAAGUCCAGAUGAUGAAUUUUUCAAAAUGGUUGCUAAAGCUUAUGCAAAUGCUAAUCCUGACAUGAAAAACAGCCAAGAAUUUACAGGAGGUAUUACCAAUGGCGCUUAUUGGUAUGUCUUGUUUGGGGGAAUGCAAGAUUACAAUUAUUGGAGCAAUAAUUGUUUUGAAAUUACAGUGGAAUUGAGUGAUAUUAAGCAUCCACCAGAAUCUCAACUUGAUAGUUUUUGGAAUGCCAACAAAGAAUCUCUUCUAGUGUAUAUGGAACAAAUGAAAUAUAUGGUUAUGGGAGUUGUGACUGAUUCUAAAGGAAGCCCAGUUCCAAAUGCAAUUGUAAAAGUAGAAGGAAACUCGAAAACAAUUACUACCGACUCAUCAGGCGUUUUCUUUCGACUGUUAACACCAGGUAAUUAUACUCUAACAGUGUCACAUCCAGCCUAUGGAGUCAGUAUGAACAAAAGCAUUGAACUUCCUUCAGAUACGCACUUUGGCAAUCCACCCACUGCAUAUUUCAGUCUCCCUUCAUCAGCUUCAAAUUCUCUGCGCCCAUCCAAUCCUUUUUUUCUCAAUAGCAAAGAAAGCAUCAUCGUUUCAUCCACCACGUGCAACCUCAUUGGUUGCAAGCUUGUUGAACAACAUUUGGUUGUCAAUUAUGGUAUCAGUGAUCUCUAUGGUGGUUAUGGCCUCUGA
This is a messenger RNA of Naegleria fowleri, 1758 nucleotides long. RefSeq lists its product as uncharacterized. Gene Ontology annotation, molecular function: metallocarboxypeptidase activity; zinc ion binding. NCBI's taxonomy places the organism in Eukaryota, Heterolobosea, Eutetramitea, Acrasida, Naegleriidae. Gene Ontology annotation, biological process: proteolysis. The record is from RefSeq and is a predicted model, not a curated record. The coding region runs from base 1 to 1758 and encodes 585 amino acids. The transcript has a single exon.